Messenger RNA from Phalaenopsis equestris, 456 nucleotides. RefSeq lists its product as uncharacterized. The record is from RefSeq and is a predicted model, not a curated record. NCBI's taxonomy places the organism in Eukaryota, Viridiplantae, Streptophyta, Magnoliopsida, Asparagales, Orchidaceae. The transcript has 3 exons. Bases 88 to 456 code for a protein of 122 amino acids.
UUUAGUGACCGUUUGGUUGAGUGAAUUCUUCCUCCACUUUCCAACUUGCUAAAACGCAGUUUUGGAAGCUCGUAGAUACUUCCGUUAAUGGCUCUUUACAAACAUCUGUGCCUUUCUCCUAGCACCUCCUUCAACUUGUCUUUCUCUUCCGGUCCCAAAAAAUCUCAUCUGAAACGCAUAUCACAUCAAAACCUCAUUUACGCUUUCUCGGCGGAGAAACCUAGAAAGAAGAAGGGAAGGCCAUCAAGGGCUGCGUUGAGUGACGAGGAUCUUUGUAAGGAGCUGCGGGAGGUUAUGCUUGUGGCGGGCCUUCCAGCGGAUCGCGUUCCGCUGAUGAAAGAGCUCUGCGAGCAUGGAAGAUUUUGGGAGAAAUGGAAAAAAGUCUUGGGGGGUAUAGUGCGCUUGAUGAAAAGCAAAGGAGGAUUUCCGAGAGAUUGGAAGGAAAUGGUUGGAUAA